GAGAGAGAGGCGCCACUCGCAAUCAUCGAUUUUGCCUGUGUCGUGAUUAACACUUUGGGAGCAAUGAGAGCCAGGGAUUGGAAUUAUAAUUCUGAAGAGAAUUAGCCAUCAUCAUCAACAGCUCAAAUUAAACAGCUGGACGCAAGGACAUAGUGGCAUCGCUUUAUGCAUUUGAUUAGAUAAUCUCAAUGUUACCCAUUAAUUAUGCUGUGAAAUGGUAACCUUAUGCUAUGUGGAUCGUUUUUUUGAUGAGGGAAAUGUAUAGCCUGACGGAUAUCCGACAGAGAUUAUAGCAGUUAUGAUAUUGACAAUAUUCAAAGUGGAUGAAAUUAGCACGCGAUUUGGGGGUGCUGAUGUUGCUUUUUCUGCGUUAGUUCGAUGUUGUUGCGUGAGGCUGGGCACUGUGUUAGAUAUAGGAAAUAAAUUGGACGUGUGCAUGCGAAGACAAUGGUGUUUUAGCGCGUGUUGAAUUCUGUGAGCCUGUGCAUGUGGAUGUGGCACGUCCCCGGUUUAUAUUCGUUUUAUUUGCGACGAAAUAUGCAAGGCGACCCAAGGUGCGAGAAAAAUGCCUAUAGCUCAUGUCGUUGUUGCGCCGCACUCCGGGGCUCUAGCUGGGCUCGACAACAAUAGACUAACCUCAGUUUGUAGCUGAAGAGGAGACAAGCAAGCUGAUGAAUGCUUUACCACCCUACCUAUCAAGCUGUAGCAAAAACAUAUAGCAAGCAUCUUCCUCGCCUCCAGGAUCUUUCCGGAUGUCUCUGCAAGACUAGGCAAAUCUGUCGGCUUAUUUUAAGUGAGGAAUCUGUUGCGCUCCCGUGCAGUGGAGAGCGCGGUUGGAGAGGUAGCCUACCCCAGCCCGUGGAACUGCGCCCCUUGAUUAGCCUCCGACUCCGAGCCAAGGACCACACUGUAUACCAGCUCCCCACUGAUAAUGGGAGGAAUGUUCUCACUAGAAACCUUUUGAGACUGAGAAAACUCUGAGGAGCUCCGUGUGGGAUGCAACACCAGACAGGAGAGGCGAGUCGGAGACAGACCAGACGCUGACUCUGCGUGCCAGGUUAGGGCCUGGAUUCUUGCCGGAUUCUUGCCGGCGCCUGUGGAUCUGGCCAGAAAAUACAAACCUUCCCUGUUUGGGCAUUUGUCUGGACAGGGACAUCAUCACUCUAGAACAUCUACAUUCUACCAAAGCAGCUUGAAGUUGUAGCAGCAUUUUUGCAGACAUUAGUAUUUUGGUGUCUGACCCUAAGCAGCAUCCCAAAGAGCCUCUCCAGGGGCCAGUUUAGUGAACCAGAGACUAGGCAGUGAUCACUAUGCAGGUUUCUUUCGCCUGCACUGAGCACAACCUGAAGAGCCGCAGUGAGGACCGACUAUGUGGCCUUCGCACCGCGCCACCCCCUGGGGGAGGCAGUGGAGGAGGUGGUGGAGGGAGCAGCCAAGGGGGUAAUGGCAACUAUAACACCCAUGGCUCAGCCAAGCCCAGGGAGCAGUCGGGGUCCCGCCCAGUUCCCCAAGGCCAUGCCCACAUGAAGGAGGCCAUAGGGCGCCACAGCAGUAUGAAAUACAGGAACUUAGGGAAGUCUGGUCUGCGUGUGUCCUGCUUGGGGCUGGGCACCUGGGUGACAUUUGGAUCGCAGAUCUCUGACGAGAUGGCUGAGAACCUGAUGACCAUUGCCUAUGAUGCAGGGGUGAACCUCUUUGACACAGCAGAGGUGUAUGCCUCCGGCAGGGCUGAAAUCACCCUAGGGAACAUCAUGAAGAAGAAAGGAUGGAGGCGUUCUAGUUAUGUUGUGACAACCAAGAUCUACUGGGGAGGGCAGGCGGAGACAGAAAGGGGACUCUCCAGAAAGCACAUCAUUGAAGGUUUGAGAGGAUCCCUGUCCAGACUCCAGUUAGAUUAUGUGGACAUCGUCUUUGCCAACCGUAAUGAUGUCAACAGCCCAAUGGAAGAGAUAGUACGGGCCAUGACCUUUGUAAUAAAUCAGGGCAUGGCAAUGUACUGGGGCACAUCUCGCUGGAGUCCCAUGGAGAUCAUGGAGGCGUACUCAGUGGCGCGUCAGUUUAAUCUGAUCCCACCUGUAUGUGAGCAGGCUGAGUAUCACUACUUCAAGAGGGACAAGGUGGAGGUGCAGCUCCCUGAACUCUACCACAAGAUAGGUGUAGGGGCAAUGACCUGGUCUCCCCUUGCGUGUGGACUGAUCACAGGGAAGUAUUGUGAGGGUGUACCUGACAUCUCCAGGGCUAACAUAAAAGUGCAGGGUUACCAGUGGCUGAAGGAGCGUGUCAACAGUGAGGAGGGACGCAAGCAGCUGGCCAAGAUCAAAGAGCUCCACCUAAUGGCCGACAGACUGGGAUGCACCGCCGCACAGCUAGCCAUUGCCUGGUGUCUGCGCAGUGAGGGAGUGAGCUCAGUGCUGCUCGGUGUCUCCAAUACUGACCAGCUGGUGGAAAACCUGGGUGCCCUUAGGCUUAUUUCACAGAUGACUCCUCAGACCGUGGCUGAGAUUGACUCACUCCUGGGAAACAAGCCCCACUCCAAGAAAGAGUCGCGAGCAUGAAGAGGAAAUUAUGGAGUAAAGGACAGAGUCAGAGAAAGAUGAAGAAAAGGUGAUGAUAUUGAGGAACAUCGCUCUUUCACCCUCCAGUGUAAUCAACAACUUGCAUGUCCUCAGCAACAUUGUGCUUCCAGUAUUUGCGCAUAUCCAUUCUGCGCAUUGCAUUGUAUCAUGUAUGAAAAAAAUAAAAUAAUUCAUGUGCAAAAACAAAGAUUAGAUCAUAUAUAUUACAGAUCCCUCACUGACUGAUAAUGUCCACAAACAGAGGGUGAGGCAGGUAGCCUAGCGGUUAAGAGUGUUGGGCCAGUAACCGAAAGGUCGCUGGUUAGAAGCCCUGAGC
Coregonus clupeaformis (lake whitefish) is the source of this 2892-nucleotide messenger RNA. RefSeq names its product voltage-gated potassium channel subunit beta-3. The transcript has 14 exons. Lineage: Eukaryota; Metazoa; Chordata; Actinopteri; Salmoniformes; Salmonidae. Gene Ontology annotation, biological process: potassium ion transport; regulation of potassium ion transmembrane transport. The record is from RefSeq and is a predicted model, not a curated record. Gene Ontology annotation, cellular component: cytoplasm; membrane; voltage-gated potassium channel complex. Gene Ontology annotation, molecular function: voltage-gated potassium channel activity; potassium channel regulator activity; transmembrane transporter binding. Bases 1311 to 2555 code for a protein of 414 amino acids.